Messenger RNA from Lithohypha guttulata, 2019 nucleotides. It is a transcript of the gene ROK1, whose product is annotated as RNA-dependent ATPase rok1. Gene Ontology annotation, biological process: maturation of SSU-rRNA. The record is from RefSeq and is a predicted model, not a curated record. The transcript has a single exon. Gene Ontology annotation, molecular function: nucleic acid binding; ATP binding; RNA helicase activity. Bases 1 to 2019 code for a protein of 672 amino acids. NCBI's taxonomy places the organism in Eukaryota, Fungi, Ascomycota, Eurotiomycetes, Chaetothyriales, Trichomeriaceae.
AUGGAUUCGUUGAGGUUGCUGUCUCGAGGUUCAGGACGACGAUUGACUGGAAAAGACUCUGUAUGUGAAGACAAGCGUCCAUCAGCAGGAUCUCAGCAAGCUUCCGACAGCGAAGAAAGUUCAACUGGCAAGAAGCGAAAGCGUGCAGAAUUCGAAGCAGACACGAAUGGAAAACUUGAUGAAUGCACUAUCGAGAAGAUCCGAUCCAUACAAAAGCAACAUAAAAUUAGGAUCACAAACUUGAGGGCGCUUCACAAGGCACAUGAUACAGAUAAUCGCAAAGCACAGAAGGAAGCAUCAAGGCUCUUUCCUCAGCCACUGCAGAAGUUCUCAGCGCUCAGAGACCUUGAUGUAAACCAUACCUUGCUGUCCAACCUGGUCGAACAGGGCUAUAGGGAACCGACUGAGGUGCAGGUGGCUACCAUACCACUUUUGAUGCCAAGACAUGGUGAAGAACCUGAUUUACUUACAGUCGCACCAACAGGCAGUGGUAAGACCUUAGCCUUCUUAAUACCGCUCAUUAAUAAAUUGAGCAAAACGCACCAAGACGAAGAUGCACAUGGACCAGUUAGGGCCAUCAUACUUGCCCCGACGAAAGAGCUGGUCGUUCAAAUUGUCAACGAGGGUCGUAAGCUGGCUGCAAAGACUGGAAUCCGCGUUACAGCUUUCAAGAAAGGCAUGAGAUUGCAUGAAGACAUCCUAUCGGUUGGUCAAGGUAUCUCUGACGAAUCUGACGUUGAUGAGGAGACACAAUAUACAUCCACGAUUGUGAAAGCUGAUAUACUGGUCUCAACUCCUUUGUCGCUACUGCAUGCCAUUACUCCCACGACAUCUGAUGACCCCUUGGCCCUAUCAAACAUACAAAAUCUAAUCCUUGACGAAGCCGACGUACUUCUGGACCCUCUCUUCCGCGCUCAAACUCUAUCUAUAUGGUCGGCAUGUGUCAAUCCUGAGCUCCGCAGCUCUUUAUGGUCAGCCACGAUAGGGUCCAGCAUCGAGGAGCUCACUAUCUCGACAGUAAGCUCUCGACACAAAUCUCUAGGUAUAAAGUCAAAGUCCGCACCACUCCUCCUCCGCUGUAUAAUAGGCCUCAAGGAUUCGAGUCUGCCAAACAUAACCCACAAACUCAUCUACACCUCUACCGAAGCCGGCAAACUCACAGGUCUUCGCCAACUUAUCCGUCCAUCACCCUCAAACACAAGCACAUCUAGUAAAGCUGCAACGACACCGUCGGCACCAUUCCUUCGCCCUCCAUUUCUGGUCUUUACCCAGACCAUUUCUCGUGCCGAAGCGCUAUACAACGAACUCAAAUAUGAUAUCCCACCACCGAGUAGCUUUACUACAACAGCCAGAACCUCGACUGUGGAACCCAUCCCCCGUAUUGCUCUCCUCCACUCCUCCUUGGGCGCCACUGCCCGUAGCAAGAUUAUGCAAAAUUUCCGUCUAGGCAAGAUCUGGAUCCUCAUUACAACAGACCUCUUGUCACGAGGCAUAGACUUCAGAGGAGUAAACGGCGUGGUCAAUUACGAUAUCCCAACGACAUCAGCGAGCUAUGUCCACAGGGCAGGAAGAACAGGGCGCGCCGGUCGUGAGGGCGGUGUGUGCGUUACAUUUUAUACAAAAGACGAUGUAAGCUACCUCAGACCGAUAGCGACCGUCAUUGCAAAGUCGCAGAAGACUCAAGGCGGGGCUUCGCCAGACGGAGGCGACGGCACGAACGGCCUAGGAAGCGGUGUGCCGAGCUGGCUUCUCGAUGCUCUGCCGCACCUUACUAAAAACAAGAAGAAAGACCUCAAGGAGCGCGGUGUCGACGUGCGUAGAGGUGUCAAGGAGAGCGACGACAAGAAGGAGCGAAGACGAAAGGGAAGGAAUAUGAUUGGGACAAAGAGCGGGUACGAGAAGAAAGUCCAGGAUCGUAGACAAGGCGCGAUAGAGGGGAGCAGGAGGCGGAAGGAGAAUCACACUAAUGGAGUUGGCACAGAAGAAGAACACGAUGGUGGGUUUGAAGGCUUCGAUUAA